GGUUCACUGUACGACUGAAGUUGAAGGGAGAUGUCACGGAUAGCGCUGAAAAAGUUAAGAUUAACAGUGGAAGCCCCAUAGAGUUCAAACUAGUCCUCACUGGAACCAGCGGCGGGUUUGGAUGUUAACUGAUGUUGUCGCAAAUAACGGCUGUUCAAGAUAAUGGCAAAAACAUGUCCGGGUCUGUAAAGGCCGAUACCAAAGUAAUAUCCCGGUCGUCAGUGAAUAAUGUUGGUUUCCAAAGUGUGACAGGUUUUGCUUUGGGCUGCGGUGAUUCGCAAGCGGCUUUCUUCAAACCAAUCAAGACGACUUGCUCAUUGAUAUAUCACUUCACAAUAGAGAGCAAACAAGUCGAAGACUGUGUUGGAACGUUUUCAGUGGGUUCCUGGAUGGGAAUCAUCAGUAUCCUCAUCAUGCUUCGCGAUUUGAUGUCGGUUAUUUAAUGUUACAAUCCGUCCAACCUAUGGAUCGAUUUGAUGAUCCUAAACAUAAGCAGACCCGUGAUCAAUGUCAUGCUAGAGAACAUGUGCGGUGAUACAUUUGCUAUUGUUUCUUGAUAUGUCGUUGUUCAUAGAAAGUUGAUGUCAUUCUCGUAUUGUGGUUUUCGCUAUUUAACUUCUCAGUUGAAAUCUUAUGUAUAAAAAAUCGUAGGUGAUAAAC
Messenger RNA from Cylicocyclus nassatus, 660 nucleotides. The record is from the annotation of a GenBank genome assembly. NCBI's taxonomy places the organism in Eukaryota, Metazoa, Nematoda, Chromadorea, Rhabditida, Strongylidae.